Zingiber officinale is the source of this 522-nucleotide messenger RNA. RefSeq lists its product as uncharacterized. The transcript is spliced from 2 exons. Gene Ontology annotation, molecular function: nucleic acid binding. Gene Ontology annotation, biological process: DNA integration. NCBI's taxonomy places the organism in Eukaryota, Viridiplantae, Streptophyta, Magnoliopsida, Zingiberales, Zingiberaceae. The coding region runs from base 1 to 522 and encodes 173 amino acids. The record is from RefSeq and is a predicted model, not a curated record.
AUGGUCAAGAAGUUCAUCGGGCAACACCUUAUUUGUCGGUUCGACAACCCGCGCCGGCUCAUCUCAGACAACGGAAGACAGUUUGUCGGUCGGCAACUCAGAGAGUGGUGCGAAGGAUACGACAUCCAGCAGACCUUCACUUCAGUGGCUUACCCCCAGAGAAAUGGUUGGGUGGGCGCGCUUCCAGGCUUAUUGUGGGCAAUCCGAACGACGCCAAAGGAGGGGACGGAUGUCACACCUUUCCACUUGGUGUAUGGGGGUGAGGCAAUCGUUCUCGUCAAAGUCGGAAUAGAAUCUGACCGGGUGCAGCAGUACGAUGUGGACAACGCCGAGCGAAGACAACUGGAGCUUGAUUUGGUGGAUGAGACGAGCACCAAGGCGGACGCUCAACUGACGGCCUAUUGGCAAAGAAUGAGGCAAAGAUACAACCGGCGGGUGAUCCCCCGAUCCUUUCAGGUCGAUGACCUAGUAUGGAGAAAGGUGAAACCGGUCGGUGACCUCGGCAAGCUGGAGGCUCCGUAG